Messenger RNA from Drosophila innubila, 6110 nucleotides. RefSeq names its product protein kinase C-binding protein 1 (gene Zmynd8). The record is from RefSeq and is a predicted model, not a curated record. The transcript is spliced from 10 exons. NCBI's taxonomy places the organism in Eukaryota, Metazoa, Arthropoda, Insecta, Diptera, Drosophilidae. Bases 458 to 5749 code for a protein of 1763 amino acids. Gene Ontology annotation, molecular function: protein binding.
UCGCUUUGCCGACGCAUUAAGAUUGGAUUUUUUUGUGCGGCAAAUUGCUGCUAAAUGUAAAGCAAAAUCACUAUAUUAAAUGUGAAAAUAUCAAAAAUUAAUUGUAAUAUAAUGAAAUAACAAGGAAACCGCUGCAACAUAUGUUAGCAACAAACUGUGUGACUUCAAUUGACUGUUGGCAAAAACUACAAAUAAAUUGUUGCACGUAGCACAACAACAACAAAGUGGCAGCCGCAACAACAACAACAGCAACAAGAGACGAGCAAGAGAAAAUCUAAUGGGAGAAAACACAAUGCACAUUUUGUUGGUCUGCUAAGAGCAGCAGAGGCAGAAGCAGAAGCAGAACGAAGCAUAAGCGUGAAAUCAAAGCGGAAGCUAAAAGUACUUUUUUCUCUCCAGUGUAUUUAUGCAGCCCUUUGGCAUGUAUAGGCAUUGAUAUCGACGCCCUGACAAGUUGAUGCCACACAUGGAUAGCAGCGACGACGACGACAGUGCCAAGUCCAUACCUCGUCCCAUCUAUGAAGCCACGUCCGCCAUUGAUAGUCCUCCGCCUCAGCCGCAUUCGCAGUCGCAUCUGUUGUCGGCCAACAAUGAGAUGGAACCGCUACCCGUCAAACGCUUGAAGUACGUGGUCAGCUCUCCGCCCGGAUCAGCCAACGGCAGCAGUUCCUCCAACUCCAACACAUGGCCAGUCUCUGCAGCCAACUCUGCUGGCACUGGAGGCCACGCCUCGCUAACGAUGAAGCUGACCAAGGUGACGACCCCGCAGCAGAGUGAACCCAAGCCCGGCAACACAUCGACGCCCAAGCAGGACAACAGAACUCGUGUGCCUAGGGAAGUCCUGGCCUUGCAGCGGUCCCACAACGAAUCCCAGGUGCUCACCGGCUUCGUCUCCGACAACUCCAAGGUGAAGCGGCGCAAGUCACGGGCUGUCGCCGCUCAGCUGAUAAAGCAGUGCAUGUCCACCACAUUGCCAUCAACGAAACUGUCAACGAAUCCGAAGAGCAGCUCCAAUGUGUCGCUGAAGCUGAAGCGCAGCAAGAGCAUUCCUGCUCCCAUGUGCGACUCGCAACUGGACACGAAGUGGCAUCAGGAACCGGAGUUGCACAAGCACAGCAAGAGUAAGACUCAGAAAAAGCGCAACUAUUCGGUGAACUACGACGAUGUCGUUGUCGGAGUCGGAGUCGGCUACGUGGCCGAUGAGCUGAGUGCGGGAGAGGAGAGCAACAGUAAUACGCCGAGCUAUGUUACCAACAUGACGGAGAGAUUUCGCUCCCGCAGCAAAACCGUCUCGCUGAGCAGUGAGGAACGUCAACCACGUCGCGGAAAUCUACGCUCCGAGAACGAGGAAUUCGCGAGAAAGCACAAUGCGUUCCUAGAUCGCGUCAUCAACGACACGGAGGACGGUGCACAAUCCCGACAAGCUGAGGCGGACAGUGGACAUUGGCGCACUAGCUCGACAGCUGACACAGAUCCCAAUAUCUCCAUGUACUCUGAUGUCAGCGAGUCCAAGACAAUGCUGUCCACUACAAACGCCGCGGAGGAGAUUGAGCAACGACUGGACGAAUUGUGGCGGGCACCUCCGAGGGAUGGCUGGGAUCCGUUCUGUUGGAAGUGCCGAGACUGCGGUAAGCUGAUGCCCUGCUCCAAAUGCCUGCGUUCCUAUCACACCUUCUGUGUGCGUCCGGCAACCACCAAGUUCGAUGGCUCCUGGAAGUGUCCAGAGUGUGUGCUCAUCGAAAGCGCCCCCAAGCGGCCACGUCGCAGUGAUGUGUCCGUGGAACUGCUCAGCCAACUCCUCUCUUUCGCACUUGAGCGUAUGAGACUUGUGCGCGGGGUUUACAAACUGCGUGCACCGCAGGAAGUGCUGCCGGAAAGCUGCAGCAAAUAUUUUGUGAAUCCGGUGAGCUUUGAAAGUUUGUCGGAGCGCAUCAAGAAUCGCGCCUUUCACAGCGCAGAUGAGUUCCUCAGCGAGGUAAAGUGGAUGCAACACAAUGCCCUCAUAUUGGACAGUGGUGAUGUCAAGGUAGAGCAGGCCUCCAAGGCGGUGGUGAAGGUCUGUCGCCAGGAGGCUAACGAGAUCGACACAUGCGCCGAGUGUUAUUUGAAUGCCAACUCCAGUGAUGAAUGGUUCGUCAAGGUUUGUACGACUCCCCAUUUGCUGCUCUGGGCCAAGUUGAAAGGCUUCCCUUAUUGGCCCGCCAAGGCCAUGGGAUCCGGCCCCAAUUCCGUGGUCAAUGUUCGUUUCUUUGGCAAACAUGAUCGAGCUAAUGUUCCAGUAAAGGAUUGCUUUCUGUAUUGUGCACAGGAUCCCAACACCCAAACUAGCCGACGUUCCGCGCGAGAUUUGGCGGAUUGUAUCCGUGAGGUUGAAGUGCAUAUUGAACAUAUUAGGACCAAAAUUGGCAGCUUCAACUAUGCGCCGUAUCGUAAGCCCUAUGAUCCUCUAGAAGAGCAACAGCAGUUGGAGGAGAUGAUGCCCGGCGUCAAUGAUAUGAUUAACAGACAUUUAGCACCUGCCAACAAGACGCCAUUACAGUUCCUCAUACGGAAGACCGCAGGCGAUAAGCUUUCCAUUGUCAAGAAGACCAAGGCGACGGAGUCGGGCAACGAAUCCGAUCAGUCGGGCAGUCCUAUUAAGAAACCCAUGCAGGAAACUGAAUCACCUCCACCGCCGCCAACGACAGACCCACCAAAACCGAAGAGCAGCAACUACGAGGUUAUACCAAGAGCAGGAGAUGCUCUGCGGGAAUCCCGAGGUUGCACUGUAGUUUUAAAACGCAAAUCCUUAGAGUCCUGCAAGACGCCAGUCAAGUCAGCACCAGAGGCUGUGUCGUCAAUCAAGCGAAAACAUUCCCAAAGCGAUGCCAGCAGCGAGACCAGCCAACAGGGAACGUCAUCGGAGCACAAGCGUCGACCGAAGCAUGCGCGAAAGCAAAUGCAGGAAUCGACAGAGAUGCCACAUCAGGAACAAGCUUCAGCUCCAGUUUCAUUGCAAGCCGAGGAAGCUUCAAUUGAAGAGCCAAAAACACACACGGAUCAGGGAACGGCUGAGAAUGUACUCGCUGAAGCAAAUCCAUCUGUGGUUUCGGUUGUGGAACUGGUGAGAAGACGUCAAGGCGUGACCAUAACGAAGAUUCCCCGAGAACAACAACAUGCGGCAAUGGGAGCAGCAACAACUUCGGGAAUAUCAAGACCAAGUGACUCGAAUCCCAUUGAAGCUACAGCUAAUGAAACUGUAGCUAAGCAACGUGCUGUGGAGCGACAGCAGCAGCAGCUGAUCAGCAAAGUGGUACCCUUUGUGGAAAUCAAAAAAGAGGUGCUAUCAGAGCCGGAGGAGAGCGAGGAACUACCUCCGGUAACACAGUUGCCAGCCAGAGAGGAGCUACAGCAGCAGCAGUCUGAAGCGGAAACAACAGCAGCGACUGAAACAACUGCACCCACAACUGUAGCACCACCAGAGCCAGUCCAAGCAGUUUCACCUCCACCUCCACCUGCAACUGGAAAUGCAACUGUAUUAGCUUCAGCUGGCAUUCAGAUUAAGGAGGAGGUGGUAAGCGAGGAGGAAAUGGAAACAGAACAAGACUUGUCAAGCAGAAAUCCAACAACAGAUGAAACUCCUAUGCCGCCUCCACCAUUGCCCCAUCGGACAGAUACACAUCCUAGUAUAGUCUCUAAUGUAUCCACUCCUGCUACAACUACCGUUCCACAAGUCAGCGAUUCCUUUGUGCGUUUUGUGGGGGAUACAACCAUCCAGAGGGUGAGCCAAAAACAGGCACCCAAGUUACCCGAGACUACGAAACGCUGCCCCUUGAGGGGCGUGCCACAUGGCCCACUGCCAGCAGCAGCUCUUUCGCCCCCACAGACAUCACCCUCAGCCCCACCUUCGCCAUCGCCAUCGCCCUCGCCAAAAUUGGCCAACAGCUGCUCCAACAGCCGGACAACAACACAAGCGUCGCCAAAGGCGCAAUCCCAGAAAUCGCCAGUGGCACAACAACUGCGUGUGAAGAGCGACAAAUCAUUGGGACCCGCCACGUCUCCUCCUCCACACGUACCGCCGACGCCGACAUCAAGUCUGCUGAAGUCCAACAUGGUUGUGAUUCCCAUGGAUCCACGCAACACCAAUGGAGGCAACAGUAGCAACAGCAGCAUCAACACCGGCAACAGCAGCAAUCUCAGCAGCUCCAACCUCAUGACGAUUCCUGUGCCGCCCCUGAGGGCAGUGUCCAAGAAUACGCUGCAAACAACAACUGGUCACACUGCAAUCACAGCUGUUCCAUUGCCAGCACCUGCAUUUCCCAAUAGCACCUUGCCGCCUCCGCCUCUGGCCGGGCUCACCACGGCGACAACGGUAACGGCAACGUCAACUCCGAAACCAACAGCCAACACUGAAUCCGGUGGAUUACUAGCCAAUGCUCUGAAUGGCUUGCCAAGUGAUACACUGGUCAGCGAGUCAACCGUGAGUGAACCUAUAACUCCAGGCGUAGCCACUGCCCUUAGUGAGCUGAUGUUGCGCUCUGGACCUCCGAAGCUGACUGCACGUCCGUGUGGUCCACUGCACUCAGAUGGAUCCAGCUUAUAUCCGGCACAGGCUGGACCACUCUCAAUGCGGCUGAAGGAUAAUGCACAUAAGAUUACGGACUAUUUUAUCUCCGUCAUUGAGGACACCUUAAGCGAUCUGGCGUGUGGAGAGCCCAGUGUGAUGCAGGCUCGCAUUGCCGCAUUGACGUUGGAGAACGAACGCAUUAAGCAGCAUUAUGAGCGUCAGUUGGCGGACAUGCAACGCUCCACAGAUCUGAUGAUUGCUGAAAUGCGAAAGACAAUGGAGCAGGAAAACAAGCGUGUCAUCAGCGAGCUGAGACAGCACAGCACGCUGGAGAGGAUGCGGGCUGUGGAGGAUGCCAAGAAGAAGCAAUGGUGCGCCAAUUGCAUGCGUGAGGCGCAACUAUAUUGUUGCUGGAACACCUCAUACUGUGACUAUCCCUGCCAACAGAUGCACUGGCAACGUCACUCGUCCAGUUGCGGUCAAGCUGCCACGUUGCAAGCCCAAUUACAGACUCCACAACAACAACAACAACAACAACAACAGCAGCAGCAGCAAUCCCAGCUACAAGCACCACAACAACAAACGCAACCACAAGUGCAGACGAUGCAUGUGGAGUCAACGAGAGGCAAUGCAAAGCAAAAGACCAUGCCAAACAACACUUUAAGUCCUGGUCAGCAACUGAACAGGACACAAGCAGUGACUGCCACAGUUGGGGGCAGUAAAAAGUGGUCUCAUCAGUCGAUGAUCUCGAUGGUGAAUCCAGCUCCGCCCACAACCGAGGUCCUCAAGUUGCCCAACAACACAUUUUUGCGUCCAGUUUCGUUGCCAUCAGCAGCGCCGUCUACAAGUAACAACAACAACAUUGCUACACCUGUCACUCUGAUAGCGCCUGCAUCCUCAACGCAUCUGGGCAACACCGUCCUGCCCGGUCAACGCAACAAUCUGAACUACGGGGGCAAGCCGACACAACCAAUUUCCGUGCAACGUUACAAUAUACCCUUACCUAUCACCGUCAGCAGCAAUAAUGCUGGUUCCUUUGGCCUAAUAUCGGAGCAGCAUCAAAAGCAGGUUGCAAAGUCAACGGGUCGCAACUCUGCAAAGAACAACAGUAAUCGAGGGCGUAAUCCCAACAAUCAAAUGAACAACAACAGCAAUGUCCAGGCCAUGCGUCACAAUCAACUUAAUCACGUUUACCAGCAAUAAAGUUCCUGGCUCUCUUCUCAGAUAAUACGCAAUUGUAUAAAAGUUAUAAAGAAAAACAAUAUUCAAACAUAAUCAAUUAGUUUUUAGGAUUAAUCGGCUCACAUAGCAUGUACAUUAAGUCAGCCCUUUUAAAUAUGCAUAGUUUUAAGGAGUAUGUAUGUACAUCUAGUUUUUAAUAUUAUAUAAGCUCUGAAUAAGUCUCACAUACAAAGCAUAUAUACAUUCACUGUAUAUAUACUCAUCGACAUCUUGAAUUAUUUUAUCUAUUUACAAACGUAUCUAAGGAAUUGCUUUAAGCUGUACAAUAUGGUGAACUAUUUCAACGAUCAUUAAAACAAUAAAACUAUAUACACAUUUUAAA